This is a messenger RNA of Rotaria sp. Silwood2, 486 nucleotides long. Lineage: Eukaryota; Metazoa; Rotifera; Eurotatoria; Philodinida; Philodinidae. The record is from the annotation of a GenBank genome assembly.
AUGUAUUUUCGGGUCGUCGAUUUUAGUCCAUUACCAAAGCGAAUGCUAGCACCCAUCGAGGGCUAUGAAAAAAUGCCACUUGUAUCAAUUGAAGAUGCAGUAAAACCUCUUGUUAGCAUCGUACCAAGAGUCGAACGUAAUGUAUACAUCGUCAAACAGAACUGUAAAAAUCCAGCAGAUGGCUUAACAACUGAUGAAUCUGCUUCGAUUAUGCUGUAUACUUACGAAUCGAUGCCACAUGAAAACUCUCUUUAUGUCAUUCUCAACGAAACAUUACGUUCGGAAGAAAGACAGAAACUGAUUCCUUGGUUUUCCUAUUUACGACUUGUAUUAACAGCAGUGGCUCGUCUACCGUCCGAUCGACAUUUUAUCAAUCGAGGAGUUCGAAAAAACUUACGUGCAGAAUAUCCAACAGGGAGCACUUUUAUUUNAGAAUUGUACAGUAGACUUUCUUUUAUUGGAUUCUAUGUUUACAAUUUCAUUUAA